This is a messenger RNA of Dendronephthya gigantea, 1591 nucleotides long. RefSeq lists its product as uncharacterized. The record is from RefSeq and is a predicted model, not a curated record. The transcript is spliced from 6 exons. Lineage: Eukaryota; Metazoa; Cnidaria; Anthozoa; Malacalcyonacea; Nephtheidae. Bases 653 to 1591 code for a protein of 312 amino acids.
UGGGGGACACACCUCGUUGCAAGGGCGUUUACACGCCUGGAAACGAGCGGUGGGAAGUUGAAAAAAAGAACCGAUUCAGUUAAAAAGAAUGUUAUGCCCGUGGUUACGUCAAGCCCCAAAAAACUAGAAAUCAUAUGUACAUGGAACGUUCCUUCCAGCUAAAGAAACAACCUCGCCGUGACGCCGUACCUGCGGUUUUAGGGUAGAUAAAGGAUCGAUGAUGGUUAUGAAUUCGAUACGAGCAAUUGGUCUUUCCUACCGAUUACAAUAAUUGAUCAGAAAUGGCUAGUUAGGUUAAAGUCACAACUUAGAUAAAUACAGAACGGUUGGUGAAGUUAUGUGUUAAUAUAUUACGUAAAGUAAAACCGUGGGGAGCCACUCUCCUCCGCAGAGGCUUUUUGGGUAAUCUAACAAUAAUUGAGAAUUAUAUAAUACAAUUGAGAAUUAUAUGAUAUAAUUCGUAGUAGCGGGCGGACGGGAGGGAGCUAAUAAUAGUAGCGGUGAGUGGCGGGCGGACGGGAGGGAGUCGGGCGGUUGCGGGUUGAAAAAUGAAAUUUGAGAAGCCUCUGCCAUAUAAUGUUUCCAAUAUGGCGUCAAAUUACAUAUCAUAUUAUAAUUACGUAUCAUCUCAUGAAUAUUUUUCAAAAUAAAUAUGGAUGAGACUAUAAAUCAAACAAAGAAUGUUUUGUCGUUGACUACCAGACCAUUUCAAGAAGCGAAUGUUUCCGGUAAAGUAAUCUGUUCUAAAUGUUAUGAAAAUACGAAAGAAAUAAAAUUUUAUUUAGAAGAUGCAGGUUUAAUUCAACAUUUUCGGGUGAAACAUCGACAUAUGGCCCUUGACGAAAGACUUGUUAAAGAAUGUAGGUUGCUAUUUCAAGACUUGCAUGGGCAGGAAACUUUCAGUGUAUUGCAAAAACUAGCCAAGAUUCGCGGCGAAGCAAAUGUGAACUGUUGCAGUUUGCAAAAGUACGAGGAGUUUUCGGUGGAACACAUUACUGAAAAUUUGGCUAACAAGAUGACUACUCUUAAAGUUAUGGCAAGCACGAGACGGGAGGCAGCAAAAUUAUAUGGCUUAUAUUUGAAACACAGUGGCAUUCUAAAACAUCUUAGCGGGAAUCCUUGUCAUGUUCGAGUUAAAAUAUCUUCUAGUGUAACUGAUCACCUUGGCCAAUGUUUUAAACUUUGGGAUGCAUGUGCAAAAAUUUAUGCUGAAUGUUUUGUUUCCCCUAAGAGGUCUAUGUUAUUGCCAAGACAUCAAACACCUGUGCCAGACAAGUGCUUGCAAAUGCAAAUUUCUCGAGAAUGUAAGACACCUUUGCAGUUUCUCCAAACAGUUUUUGGACAUCAAGAAUUCAGACCAGGCCAAGAUUACCCAAAAAGCCUCUGCGGAGGAGAGUGGUGGGGAGCCACCUUGAACAAACACGGCAAGUGGUUUCCUGAUAAAACACAAAUAAAUGAUUCAACACUUUCACACGAUGAUGUCACAGUGGAAAAGGCCAUUCUGCGCAGUGAAACUGCAAACAUCAGUGACAAUUCGUUUCCGACGUGUUGUUUACUUCAUCACGAGUGGUAUAGGUGGAUGUCAACAUGA